AUGACCAUCUCGCAGGCCAUCACAUUAUUUCUACUAGCACAUAUCUGUUCCGGUAAUGUCAGAAAAAUUGCUAACAAACACAAACAGGCACACACUUAUACAUGACUGCGAACUUAGCAAGCCUUUUCUGUUGUGUUAAAAAUAAUCGCCUUGCUGACACAAAAAUUAAUACUUAUUACAUUUGAACAUUUACUGUACGUUUAAGUUACAGUCGGCUGCAUACCUGUUAAGUGCUAUUGCAGUUACUGAAAUUUGCAAUUAAUUUUUUUGUCUAAUAUUUCUAGGGACACUCUGUCAUGUUGGAGCAGACACUGAUCAGGCAAUCUCGGUUGACGCGUAUGUACACCCUUCUUAGGAUACAUAUUUCAAUCUUCCAGUCAGCGCUAUAUUUUAAUCUGGAAGAAAGUGUCGGUAUGAUUGUGAUUAAGAUGUUGUUUUGCUACGGGAGGCGUAAGAAAAUCAUUUGAUUCACCAGGAACCUGUCCGAAUUCCCCUACGCUGCAUUUUCCUACUGCUGUCUGUACACAGUGUGUGUGGUAUCUCACCGUAGCAGAAAACGUUUUGGUUAAACCAUCUUCAGACGCAACAUGUGCAUUAAUAAUUCUAUAAGUCAUGGAGAUUUAUUUUCUGCAAAUAUUGUUGUUUCACAUCAUAAAGUCAGAUUCAACUGUUUUUUCAUUGCCAAAUAUAUUACGUAAUACACGGAGUUGUGGCAUGUAAAAUUAUGAGACCCAAGUUAAAAAUUUAUCAGCAAAUGGGCUUAGCGGGCCGUCACCCUCUAGAAUGGUCAUGAGCAUCAUGCACAUAAUUGUCAAUUUUCACGCUUAACUGUAUUCUUGAGCUAUAUUUUUUGCGGACGGAGAUUAAACCAAAUCUUGCAAGUCAUUUUUCGAAGACGCGACCAGUUUAUUUCUUUAGCUUGCACUGUAAAAGUGCAACUAGUUGACCAGAACAACACAUUUGUAAAAUAAUUUUCUCUUUUCGUCAAGCAGAAAUGCGAAAGUUGACACAAGGCAAAUUCCGGUUUUCCCACGUCUCAAUGACACAGGUAGGUGAAGUUGUUAGUUUACGUAAUGAAUUGUUAUGCACGCUAAAGAAGUUUAACUGCUCUACGUUUUGUUCUAGUGUUAUAAAGCUCAAGGCACUUAAUUAAAGACGCUUUUUAAAAUAAGAAAAAAGGAAACAAGGAGCGGGAAAAACGUUAGGGAAAAAGGGAUACACUGAGGACCAAAACUGCAGAAAAUGAGAUUCGUAAAAAUCACUUGAUUUGUUAAAGAAUUUUUGUAGAUAAAAUGACUAAAGUUCAAGUUACAAAAUGCGUAUGAAUGUCAACACGUGAAACUUGCUUUUCGUUUUAUCUUAGCAGUAUCAAGUGUGGUAUGCGCAUAAUUCGAAUUAAAAAUCCCCCUUCAUAUUAAAUAAUUUUUUAUUUUGACGCAGCCCUUAAGGCUGAGGGGCACAGCUACACUGCAGUGGUUACAAUGAAGGCGCUUGAGGGAUCAACAGCCACAUUCAAGGCAAUCUUGCGCCGAUCGGGAGGCAGCCAGAAAAGUUGUACAAUGAGUUUGAAGAGCAAUGUGCUUUCAUGCGUGGUUUCAAGACUUCAACCUAAUUCGACGUAUAAUAUUGCAGUUGAAAUCUGCACUCAAGAGAAUCUUUGUACUGUACAGGACAGUAACCUCAAGGUCCGGACGAUGCCUGGUGGUAAGCCGUUUGCUUUUUUUCAAUUCAUUCCAGUAGUAUCGAUUGCCAAGAAACAUUUUAAAAUAGAGAUGUGCUUGCAGCUUAUGUUUGACAUCGAACACCUUUAGUUGUUUUGGUUUGAUUAAUGUAAUAUAAAUAACCUGUCUAUCGAGUAUUUCAUACCGUCGGGUUUAUAUCCGCGACCGAUUGAGGUAAUGAGCAUUUCAGUUUACUGAGCCUCAAUGCAUCGACUUAGGAAUGUGAAAAUUUUCCAUUUGGGGCAAGAUACGCGCGCAAUCUACCUUUGCAUGCGAUAUUUAACUAGUUUGUCAUUUUCUGCCAAAACGCGUCCUUUUUUUGUUAAAAUUACGGAUAAAUAUGUCUCAUACCUAAGUUAUUAAACGGAAAAAGCGUACUUUAAGCAGUUCGGAGUUAAAAUUCAGUAACUACUCUAAGUGCGGUCACAAACGAGAAAACCGAACAGUUUGGCUAGAAUCAGGUAAAUGAAGUGUAGAAUAUUUUCGUUUGACAAACUGUAGGCAACGUUUUUUUCAGCCACGCUCAAUUCCCUUGGGGGUAAAGAGCAUUAAAAUUCUCAUUCCAAUCAUACCCAUAUAUUAAAUUCCUUUAAAGAAAUGCGCAAAAUCACAUCAUUUGUUUUUUUUAGUUCCUCGCUACAUGUCUGUCUCAUAUCGGACCAACAGCUCAUUUCGGGUUUCAUGGCUUGAAUCAGUCGAAGAUCCGAAUAAUCAGUACGUGUACAGAGUGAAAGCUGUUCGUGGCUGGGAAAAAUACACAUGCGACUCACUAUCGACAGACCAGCCCUCAUCCUGCCUCAUAACGAAUCUCAAAAGGGGCACUAAAUACAAUGUGUAUGUUUCGGCAUGCACCUCGGAUGGCUAUUGCAGUGAUACAAUCACUCCUUUGCUUGGAGAAACAUAUCCAAACGGUAAGUAUUUAAAUUAACUUGUAUGGCAUAUCUCCUGUUAAUGUCAAUGUCUACCCUCAAAAGGAUAGACUUAGACAAAUUCAGUGUUGCGCCCGAUAAAAUCAGUCCUUCGACAGUUAAAAAAGAUAUAAAGAUAGUUUCAUGGGCAGAUUAAGGAGACUUUUUUCAAUAUGAGCAGUAGUUCCAGAAUUGGUCAAUAGUUAUUUUCCUGUUACAUGAUUACAUUCUGUCAGCUGCCACUUAACUGUAUACUGCAUGUAUAUAACUGGAUUAAAAUUUUUAGACAUGGACGUACUUUUGUAAACAAAGGGAAUGUUUUUCGUGAUAUUGAGCUUUUUGGAUCUAUAAUUGCCAAUGUGCAUUUACUUAGAUAAGAACGGAAAUUCGAUGAACAAAAUGCCUUAACCGAAGCAUCCACUUUUGCUGGCCUCAUAGAUGUAAGGCCCAGAGGUGUGUUAAGUCUUCUUAAUAAAUGCACAUAUUCAUCCAUGUAUGGAUUUAGCUUUUUUAUGCUCACUAACAGUUGCAGUCUGCCUAGGUUAUUUUGCAAAUUUAAUAAACAGCUAGAUAAAUAAUUGCAAAAUCACCUUACGCGUUAACUAAUACGUUUAAUUAACGAGAGUCCCAUCCUCUCCACUAUAUAAAACUAGAUCUAUACUUUUUUAUGUUUCUUACAAGUGCGGCUAGAAGGGCGCUGAUUUAGAAUUUCUAUAGCAAGACAUAGGAACAAGCUUGACAGCCUUAUAACACAAUCUUCGCUUUUCAGGUUAACUUUCACAUUUAUAACAGCGGCACAUCUCGCUGUCCGUAUUCUUUUAUUUAAAAAAUCGUUAAUGAAUUCACCGCAGCAUGACAAUAGCCGUAUCUACAGACAGCACAAGUCACGAACCAGGAUCGAAGUCAGGCAUGCAUUAACGCUCAAAUUCCCUUUUUUCCAGCGCCACGCAACUCGAGAGUGGUUAAGGCAUACCCGACAACUUUGGGCAUGAAGUUCGAUGCCCCCGAGGAUGACAGAAGAGGUACUGAAUUUUGGUACGUUGGACGCUUUGAGCCGGCCAACGACCUUAAUAUCUACAGAGACGGCUGCGAAACCAGAGACCUGGAGUUCAUACGAAAGUGCGAAUCAGAUGAUAUUGCAGCCGGAAGGAUGUAUAAAUUUCGAACAUUCGCUUGUACCGACGAAACAUUCUUGUGCAGUGAAGGGGAGCCUGUAUUCCCAAAAACCUCCUCACAAGGUAAGCCAAAAGAAGCCAUACUCGUUUAAUUUCUAAGUAAGGCAUUAUACUGCGGAUCACAAUGCAAAGAAAACAAAGAAGUCCAGAACAACGUCUUAUCUACCUUGAAAGUAAAUAUGCGAAUCCGUAUUCGAGAAACAUCCGAAAAUGCACCUCAUCGUCUCCUAUUUACAUAACUAUCUGAUUGUUUGGAUCAGCACACCCUGUAAUAUUAAUCCAGCCUAUGGUUAUAGAAAGUUACAUACAGUCAUCAGUUGUCCAGAAGAUAUAAAUCUUAUUUUCAUCCAACAAUUAUCGUUUAAAUAAACACUGACUUAUUUAUCAAGUUGUUCCUAUCUAACGGCAUAUAUAUCUAUUGUGACUGAUUAUUCAGUCCAUCGAAAAUAGCUACCUUGAAAUAAGAAAUUGGUCUUGGGGAGAGCGUCUGCGGCCCCAGAAGCCAAAUUUGUAAUGCAUCAACGUCGCCCGGUGAAUUUUUACGUAAACUGACAUUUCUCUUUAUUUAGGUCCCAUGUCUCUCAUAGUGGCUCGACUGGAUGACGGCGGUAUGCACUUCAGUUGGAUUUCGAACAUAAAGGCGGAAGAUAAACCAGGCCACCAAUUUCAGGUGCGAAUAGAACAGCUUCCCAAUAAAAUUUACCAAGCGCCCGUUGCCGAAGGAUACUUCGAACAUAUAUGGUAUGGACUCUCAACAGAUCCUUUAUAUCGGUUCAUACUGAGCGUCUGCAAUGGAAGUGAUUGCCAGGAUGUAUCGAAUUAUUUACAGCGUCCUUACAAUCGAGGUAAACGACUCACUUUUACGAUUUUUAAGUUGGCACUUCUUGUGUUCUAAAAGAUAAACACGGGCAAUUUCAUUGCCACACUCUGCCACAAAGAUAUGCGACGUCUGGAAUGAUAUUUGGCAGGCACUGACAACGCGUUUUCCGCGUCCACUCCACAAGAAGUCGGCAUUUUACUGUUGUAACCACUCACCAAUCAAUCAAUUCCAAUGUCUUCCAAAAGACCUUCGAGCUUUUUUGUGGUAACCGUACAGUUAUGGCAUCCUAGGCCAUUGAUCUUUUUGUCAAAAGUUAGAUCCGAGCCAAACUACAUAGGUCGUGGAUGUGACUGCAGCCCUGUCUUCAGAAUUAAUUUUCCUCACAGCGAAUUCUAUCUUAGCAGCUGGCAUUCAAAGUCCAGUAGAGCAAAGAAAAGCUUAUCUUUGGCGUUCAGCUACUAUGAAUAAAGAGGAUCUUUGUCGGAACUUAUGAUGAAAAGAGCACGGAACAAAACAUGUAAGACAGCACUGGGCAAGUAUUUGGCUAGAAAUAGGGGCUUACAAACAGCAGUGGAGCAGAUUUCAAACAAGUACCUUCCGAGCAAAAUCUCCGGCAAUUCCAUUAAGUUGAUGAUCAGGGUCGGUGUAGUGUAAAAUGAGGCAUUUAAAAUUAAUUAACUAAGUGUUCAAUUGUGCAGCACUGUCCAGCAUUAGCCGCAUAAAUCAUACAGCUUAGGUGACACCUCACGGCCUCUGGAUGGCAUACUGUGCCUGAUCCCCCAGACAUCCGUAAGCCGAAAAAUGCCUACUUUAAAGGCAUAUUUUCCAUUGUACGCUCAACUUCUGAUGUUGCAGGCAUGUAAACAUGAAUGUUUUUGGGAAGUUCUAGUGUUAUAUACGAACAGGCCUAGCUUAGAGCAUCCUGCUCAGUCAAGCAUACUUUGUUUGAAUCUUUAGAUUCGUUAUCUUAAUAUCACUAAUCGUUCUUAAGUUACUCUGUCUGACCUAAUGCAAAUAAACAUACACAAACUUUGUUGUUAAAAUUAGUGUUGACCACUUAGGUGUGAGGCCACAUCCACCGAAGAACAUCACCCAAACCACGGCGCAGAUCAGUUGGACAGAAAGAUCUGGCUUAUAUGGAAGUCUAAACUACAACUUCGUUUACGCAACUCCGGUGGACGCCAGAUGGAGUCAACAAGAGUGCGUUGCUGUCCGGAGUCAAGAAUGUAUGCUCACAAACCUGCGGCCCGAUACUGUGUAUAAUGUUGUCAUUACGGGAUGUGGCAGUUUAGCCACUUGUUAUCCCCCAACAAAGCCAAUUACAAUUAGGACCGCGAAACCCGGUAAGUUUAGCGUUAUGCCAACUGCAUGUUAUGUAGAUAAGUAACAUUAGCAGUUGUGGCUUCCGACUUCAUACCAGGACGUUAAACAUGUUAUUUGAUAAAAAAAGACAGACGCACAAAGUGGGUUAAGGGGAGAUGUGGGCCAAAAAUAGAAGUCAGAUUGGUAAAUAAGGUGUUGUAAAAAACGGCAAUCGGUCACAAAUAUGACGUGUAUGCUAGUGUUAUGCAGCUCUAUAGCUCCAUUUCAGACAAAAACCCAAAAAAUACGUCGUUCAUUUUUCAUUCAACUUUUUAAACGGUGCCAAAAUACGGCCAUGUCAGUAAUUACGACUUAACCGCAUAACUAGGGCUUCAAGUAUAGAGAUUUUUCUAAAACUAUGGAACUGACGAUUGUAUAUAAGGCGGUGGUGAAUUCGUCAAUUGACAAUCGCCAGCAAGUCAAAAAGAAGGGCUCUGCAGAUUAUGUGCGUUCUUAAUGACAAAGUUUUAAACACGUGUGCCCAAAUCCAGUAAGCUGUCAAUCAUUUUGAAAAUUAUAAGGGCAAGUGAGUUGGCCUGUCUCGAGGUUUUUGGACCUAAAGGAAAAUUAACCAUCAACAUGUGUCUUUGAAAUCCGAAAAUUCAUCGAUAAAUCAACUGAAGAGUCAAUAAAAUUAAGUACGAACCCCAUAGCACCCCUCGAUAAUGGGUGUUUAAAAAGACUCGAAAAGAAUAAGCGUACUAUCUGCUACACCAUCGUCUUCUCUUACGUCGACAACAAGCGACUAUAUAUUGUGUGCAUUCAUAAUAUACAAAUCUUCUUAAACGUUCAAUAUUUAUACCGAUUAUGCUGUUAUUUUCACCCGAAAGCAACACUCUUACCGUACACUUUGAGCUGAAGUCGAUAAGACGUGAACUUUUAUAAAAAUAUUGGUAGUUUUAUAGGCAAGCCUUAAUGCACGAAUACACACGUAACGGAAAUUGAAUAUACUAACAGAUAUCGCUAGUAAUAAUUAUUUCGUAUUUACAUACCAGUCUGUUUAACGGUAAACUAUUAUAAGUACUACAUUUGAAGUACUGAUCGCAUCCUGCGUCAACAUGCAUUCAUAUUGAUUGAAUGCUGCUCCUGGAGUCAAUUAGACACAGGAAGUAAGAUAAUAACAACACGCGAAUUAUUAACGCGUUAUUCACGGCAUGCGGCCUUUGGGUAUCCGACUCUAUCUGCGUCUUUCUUACGAUUUGCAGAUACGUUGGAGGCUCCUUCGGAUGUUCACGUUAGCAAUGACAAAGUCAAUUCUUUCUCUCUGACCUGGACGAAACCUCUGAUCGACGCAGGCGACUCCUUUGACUACAAGGUCACCUUGACUGCACCACAUAACCCAGAAAUUUCGGAAACACGUUUCCUCUGUGAAACCACCUUGGUGGAUGGGAAAGUGUCUUGCCUAGUUGAAAAUGCAUACACCGAUAUUCCGUAUUCAGUAAAAUUGACAGCCUGUGUGACUGCUGACUUGUGUUCAGCACCCUCGAAACCUAUUGCUGCGAAAAUCGCAAUUAAAGGUAGGCUACGUGGCUCGCAAUUACUUUGAGUUAUAGAUUUAGACGUUUAUUCUAUGGCUAGAAUUCUUAGUGAACACACAUCAGAAUUUAGAUAUUGUAUGUUUAUUGUUAUUGCUCUUCUGUAAUCUACAUGUCGAUGAUGCAUGCUUAACCGUUCCCAACGUCAAAAAGCUGGCUAUUUCUUUCCCUGUCUGAGGUCUGGCCUAAGUGAAAGGGUUUUAAUCAACUAAAUGUACCAAAUUUAACUUUCACAUAUUUGCCAAUCAAUGCCAGGUGCAUCCGUGAUACACUUAUGAGGCAUUCCUUAGUUCAUAAAACUGGAGAGCGACUCAACGCCUAUGCAUUAUAAAAAUCCCAAUAGUGAGUAGUCACAUUGAGAGCACAAUGACAAACACAAAUUCAGAUAGCUAGGCAACCUAAUAACAUGAAGGUUAUUUCAGCAAACGGUCCGUAAUCAUUUAUUCCCCUAAUGUUUGCCCCAUAGAUGGAUACCGUCUACAACCCACGGAAAUUGAGCCACGUUUUGUUACUGUCAGUUGGUUCAGCAAGCAAACAAAGCCGGACACCGAAUUUAGAGUUGUGGUAAACUCCUCAUCCACCACGGCGUGCGCUUCCAAGGUCUCCGCCGGAGAGCAUGUCUGUCGAGUCCAGGGACUUCUGCCUUCAGAGAAAUACAAUUUCAUGCUCCGUGAAUGCCAGACGGGAACAAACGUCUGUGGAGACCUCUUCAGCCUCCUUGUUCAGACGGCAAGCGACGGUAUGUAAACAACUGGGAGAUCAGGGACAGAGUAGUCUCAAGUUCAUAAUUCAAAAUAAUUAAUAAGGCAGUUUGUAGUUAACACUAAUCAUCUUUAACCGUACACUAGCCAGUUCAACAAUCACACUUAUGAAGGAGUUUAGUGACGAAAUUGCCGCCAGGAAGGUCGUAAAUUACCGGCUGCGCCCAUCUGAAACAUGCAAUAAAGAUGUCAAAUUUGCUUUUUCCGGGGAUGGGACAAUAUGCGCAAUCGAAAGUUUUGAUCAAAUAGUGCGGCAUUUUAAUCCCACUGGAUAGAUGUUACCGUAAAUUUUGUGAAAGGGGAUGACAAAGUAAAGGGGCAAGAAUACAUUUCAAAGCCGCAUGACGGUAGAAUUGAGCAUUUUUAUUGUACAAACUGUGGUUAAGCAUCACCGUUUCGUCUUUAUUUUGACACAAGAAAGGCUGUUAUCUGCUGAAUGCAAAAUUUUCUCUAUAUAUUUCGUUAAAAUAUUUUGUUCUUAACACGCUUGAUCUCAUAUUACCGCGGUGCCUAAUCAGUCAAAAGCUCUACUCGCAUAUCUGUUCAGAUUUCAAAAUGUGCCCGUUAUGCUAAUAGACAUGUUUCAGAAAGUGAAUAAUUUGACACACUUGCUGUGUUUGCUCAAAUUGACUGGUCUUGACAAAUUAAAAAUUUUCUUACAGAACGAAUACACCAAGUGCUCGACGACCUUGUUAGUGAUAUAGGCCGGACAACCGCGACACCUGCUGAUCCGGCCAGACAACUGAUGAUUCGAGUGGCCUACUCAAAGCUUGGUGUCGCCACAAUUGGCACCCUCAAGGGUGUCUCCGCCGUCAUUACGCCGAUUGACCAGGGCAGCCCUACAGAGGGUCCCAACUGGUCAGUCCCAUCGACUUAUCUUGCAGAAUCGGCAAAAGCGCCGCAACUGGUUGGUGGGGUAAGUAAAGAUGCCACACAUCACCCACACAAAGCGGCAUGAAAUGCAUGACUCGUCGGUGAUUACAUAAUAAAAACGGACAGUCGACAGAUAAACCAGAAGAAAUGUUGCUUAGGGAUACUUUCAUUCACGUAUGCUUACUAAUUGUCCUAAAUUAAGGACGCAUAAGUAAGGGGUAAUAUUUGUAGUCUUUUUGAACUUAAAUACCUGUUUAGCCUAAAUUCCCUUAGUGCAAUGUUUGGGAAUAGGCGACAAGUAUGACUUUAGCCAUAUUUCUAACUGAAAAAUCAAUACUGUGUACGUGAGCAUUGCUGAUCGAAACUGUUUGUUGUUUUUUUAUUUUCAAAUAUUUUUACAAAUAGAGAAUAGUGUGCCAAUAACUCCAGCAAUACUGUGAUAGAUACGUAAAAACUUGGAGACUGGGAAUGCUAAGCGUAAAUUCAUACUGUCGGCAUCCGUAGAAUGGUGCAAGUUAUCGUCUUAUUAUCCAGUCUGCAUUCGAAUUUUAGACCUAUAUGAACCCCAUCGACGGAAGUUGGGAGGUGAGGCUUUCUAUACCGGCAACGGGAGCGGAUUCGAAAUUGCCGGACGAAAAUGUGGUACUGGGUGCCGCUGACGGAGUUAUGUUCGACAGUCAUGACUAUAACGGCCAACUAGCCGCGGGAACCACAUACGCGUAAGGGUUUUACGUCUUAGACGUACGAUAAGCAAGUUCCAAUAACUACAGGAAAAUGCCUACUGUAUGAUCUCAAGCACUUUUUGGCGGACCAAUCCAAACUUUUAAACCAGUUUUAUACAAGCUGGACUUUCUUCUUUUAUAAGUUAUUUUAUCUUACUUGUUUAAUGGUAUUGUUUUGGGCUAGUAUCCAUUACGUCAGAGGAUAAUAUGGCCCAAUUUCUGCUUUCCGGAGAAGUUACCUCGGACAGUAUAUGUUGAUCACUUCCAGUUAACUUUCUACUUUUUCCUUGGUGAUAUUUCCUACGAACAGUACGUUGUUGUAAUGCUUCAGCGUGGUUUUCAGUUAAAUAUGCCACAAAAUGUCUCACAAAUAAUGUGAAUUUUCAUUUUACAGUCUCCGUGUGCAAACAGAUAUGCCUGUAUGGUUUAGGGUUACACUCCGUCUUGAUCGUGUCUAGACCGACUGUAUUGUUUUUUUCCGACACAAUGUCCGCUAGUUUUUUCCAUUUCGUAGGAUGCGCUCCGAAUUACUCACAGGAUACAGGGGUAGUGAUUAACUUUCGGACUCAGUCGCAUCAUAUGAUGAAAUGAACAAAAAUGAUUUUUUGCAUGUAAAGACAAUCUUUCCCUUCGUCUUUUAAUAUUGCAGGAUUCAGUUACGAGUAUACACGGAUUUGGGCUUUGGAACGACGGCCCCUACAAGAAUGCGCACUGCAGGUAACCAAGUAAUUAUCAAAUUAUUCAAAAUGAUUGUUAUCUAUAGGACGAUUCCUGAGCUAACGUCAAUUUUACUACACUACGUCAGCCACCGGUCUCCUGAUGGACCUAAAAUAAUUCAGUCAUAUCUUCACAAUGAAUAUGGCUGUGAGGAUGUGAACUGUAUUUUAAAAGUAUACUUAGUAGACAGGCACAAAAAGAGUUAAGCAAAAUGCAAAAAUGUGCAAUCGAUUGGGAAACGCUGCUUAGGUGGUUUUUUGUUUUUGAUUAUCUUGAAACACUAUCCAAAAAUAUGGCUUUUCGGGUGAUCUGCUUAAAUGACUUGUAUUUUAUUUGUUUUAAAAUUUGUAUUGAGAUUUCGUUGUACCUGCCCAUUUACCACUGCUCCUAAUGAAAUAUACAACACAGUUUACAUGUGCAAUUCGUAUUUUACGCGACUUAUGCGAUAUGUUUAUGGUGCCAUAGACAAAUGCAUGAUUUUCAGCGCGUCAAAGGCAAAUAGAUUGCAGACUUCAAAUCCUAAAAGCGAACCUAGCGGCUAAUUGGGCUUGAGCGUUUUCGGUCUUUGGAAAAACCUUUCAAAAUGCAAUAGUCCAUUUUUUUAGUUAUAUAAUUUUAGAGGUCCUGAAUGAGUACGAAAGGAGUAAAAAAUAUUGUUGAUGGGAGUUUUUAUAAAAUAUAUUCAAAUUCUCGGUUUCAGCGAAACUCGGUCGAGGCGUUUUGCACUACAACAGUAGUCACCUUCAAGAAAUAAAUUUUUUGAAAAAGUGGAAAGGAAAAAUAAUCGGAUGACAGCAUCUUCUUUUGAGACUGACAUAUUAUAUGAUUUUGCGGCUCGACAACCAAUAGCUUAAUCUUACUAAAGUAAUUCUAUCUUACCAAAGCGCAUUCCAAAAUUUUGGCUAAUACGGUGUGAAAUUGGUCUUAUACCCCGCGCUUGCUGUAUGCUGUUCGGAUCUUGUUAGGCAAAAUGAUUUUCACGAGUUAUGUCGGAACUUUCCGUCAGGCUAUUGAUCUCCAUUGUUAUGAAAUUUAAUGAAAAUCAUUGUUUUGUACUAGAUUUACAGACGGGUUCUGAAGCCAACGGCGGUCUCAUUGCGGUUUCCGUAAUUCUUGCCAUUCUUUGCGUGGCCCUGAUCGCCUCCGUCAUUGUCCUGGUUUCAACUCGACGCAACAAGAAGAUUGACCCAUCGGAACCAAAUAAAAGCGAACUGGCCGACAAGUAAGCAAUUCAGCAAUCGCUUCAUAGUAAAUUUAAAAAAUAUGGCUGACAGACUACCUUUGGCAGUCUCAUAAAAUGUGUCCACAGAUUAAGGGUCGGUAAAAAACUAAUAAUACUAACAUUUUCAAUGUAGUUUUAAGCUGCCUGCGUAAACGAAGGACCGCAAAUAUUUGGCGUUUGUGAGAAAAAAUAACACAAAAUUAAAAUUAAUGACCUGCAAUAGCAGAAUGAGGUAAACGUUGUCUGCAAGCAAAUGUCCGUUAGAACUUCGCUGAAAGCCGCACUUUCCAAAUCAGGUCUAUUGCAUUGUUGAUACUUGACGCGUCAAUAUGCCGUAAACUAAUGGUGCGGUGAACUGGCUUUAUACAGUAAAAGUUACCACCAAUAUUGCCUUUUUCGUGCGAAUUAUUGUUGCAAUCGUCCAGGUUCUGAAGCCCGGUAGGUGCCGUUAAUUACUGCCAAUUAGGAGAAAGUGUCUGCCUGCAAUAUAACGAAAUAAUAAGCUUAUAGGUUUACAGUGACCACAGAAGUAUUCAGCGUGUGCGUCAGAUAAGUCGCCAUUCAAAAUGUCUUGGUUAACUUUUUUGCAUAGGAUUACUGUUUACGUUAACAUCCUCUGUAACUGUUUUUUUUUAGCCCGGGCGUAUAUUUUUAG
This is a messenger RNA of Spirometra erinaceieuropaei, 12471 nucleotides long. The record is from the annotation of a GenBank genome assembly. NCBI's taxonomy places the organism in Eukaryota, Metazoa, Platyhelminthes, Cestoda, Diphyllobothriidea, Diphyllobothriidae.